Molecule: messenger RNA, 2862 nt
Organism: Scomber japonicus (chub mackerel)
Lineage: Eukaryota; Metazoa; Chordata; Actinopteri; Scombriformes; Scombridae
Gene: kcnh1b
Product: potassium voltage-gated channel, subfamily H (eag-related), member 1b
Biological process (GO): regulation of membrane potential; potassium ion transmembrane transport
Cellular component (GO): membrane
Molecular function (GO): delayed rectifier potassium channel activity
Source: RefSeq, a predicted model, not a curated record
AUGGCGGGAGGACGGCGGGGUCUCGUGGCCCCUCAGAACACGUUCCUGGAGAACAUCGUGCGCCGGUCCAACGAUACGAACUUCGUGCUGGGGAACGCUCAGAUCGUGGACUGGCCCAUCGUCUACAGCAACGACGGCUUCUGCAAACUGUCCGGUUACCAUCGAGCCGAGGUCAUGCAGAAGAGCAGCACCUGCAGCUUCAUGUACGGAGAGCUGACGGACAAAGAGAUGACGGAGAAAGUUCGUCUGACCUUCGAGAACUACGAGAUGAACUCGUUUGAGAUUCUGAUGUACAAGAACAACCGGAUGCCCGUGUGGUUUUUCGUGAAGAUCGCUCCGAUCAGGAACGAGCAGGACAAAGUCGUCCUGUUUCUCUGCACCUUCAGUGACAUCACCGCCUUCAAGCAGCCAAUCGAGGACGACUCUUCAAAAGGUUGGGGUAAAUUUGCCCGCCUGACUCGAGCGUUAACCAGCAGUCGAGGAGUUCUGCAGCAGCUCGCUCCAGCUGUGCAAAAAGGAGAAAACGUCCACAAGCACUCGCGCCUGGCAGAGGUUCUCCAGCUGGGCUCGGACAUCCUGCCUCAGUACAAACAGGAAACUCCGAAAACGCCUCCGCACAUCAUCCUUCACUACUGCCUCUUCAAGACGACGUGGGACUGGGUGAUCCUCAUCCUCACCUUCUACACCGCCAUCAUGGUGCCGUACAACGUCUCCUUCAAGACCAAGCAGAACAACGUCACCUGGCUGGUGGUGGACAGCAUCGUGGACGUCAUCUUCCUCGUCGACAUCGUCCUCAACUUCCACACCACCUUCGUCGGGCCGGCGGGCGAGGUCAUCUCCGACCCCAAACUCAUCCGCAUGAACUACGUGAAGACCUGGUUCGUCAUCGACCUGCUGUCCUGUCUGCCUUACGACGUCAUCAACGCCUUCGAGAAUGUGGACGAGGGUAUCAGCAGUCUCUUCAGCUCCCUCAAAGUGGUGCGCCUCCUGCGUUUGGGUCGGGUUGCUAGGAAACUGGACCACUACAUCGAGUACGGCGCUGCUGUGCUGGUGUUACUGGUGUGUGUGUUCGGGCUGGCGGCUCACUGGUUGGCGUGUAUCUGGUACAGCAUCGGCGACUACGAGGUCAUCGACGAGGACAACAACAGCGUGCGCAUGGACAGCUGGCUGUACCUGCUGGGCGAGACGGUGGGAACGCCGUACCGCUUCAACGCCUCGGGAUCGGGCCGCUGGGAGGGCGGACCCAGCAAGGACUCGGUCUACAUCACCUCGCUGUACUUCACCAUGACCAGUCUGACCAGUAUCGGCUUCGGGAACAUCGCGCCCAACACCAACGGGGAGAAGAUCUUCGCCGUGGCCAUGAUGAUGAUCGGAUCGCUGCUUUACGCCACCAUCUUCGGUAACGUCACCACCAUCUUCCAGCAGAUGUACGCCAACACCAACCGCUACCACGAGAUGCUCAACAGCGUCCGAGACUUCCUCAAACUCUACCAGGUCCCCAAAGGCCUCAGCGAGCGGGUCAUGGACUACAUCGUGUCCACCUGGUCCAUGUCCAGAGGCAUCGACACCGACAAGGUUCUUCAGAUCUGUCCGAAGGACAUGAGAGCAGAUAUCUGCGUGCAUCUCAACAGGAAGGUGUUUAAGGAACAUCCGGCGUUCCGGCUGGCGAGCGACGGCUGCCUGCGAGCGCUCGCCAUGGAGUUCCAGACCAUCCACUGCGCUCCGGGCGACCUCAUCUACCACGCCGGGGAGAGCGUGGACAGCCUCUGCUUCGUGGUGUCGGGGUCGCUGGAGGUCAUCCAGGACGACGAGGUGGUGGCCAUCUUAGGUAAAGGAGACGUGUUUGGUGAUAUCUUCUGGAAGGAGAUGACGUUAGCUCAGUCGUGUGCUAACGUUCGAUCGGCGUUGACGUACUGCGAUCUUCACAUCAUCAAACGAGACGCGCUGCAGAAGGUUCUGGAGUUUUAUUCCGCCUUCGCGUCCACCUUCGCCCGAAACCUGGUUCUGACCUACAACCUGAGGAAGAGGAUCGUCUUCAGGAAGAUCAGCGAUGUGAAACGUGAGGAAGAGGAGAUGCUGAAGAGGAAGAACGAGGCUCCUCUGAACCUUCCUCCGGAUCACCCGGUCCGUCGGCUCUUCCAGCGUUUCCGGCAGCAGAAGGAGGCUCGGCUCACCGGCGAUCACGUCGGCGAGAUGGAGAAAGGCGUCGCCCUCAAGAGUCCGGAGGUGCUGGCGUCGACCAGCAUCGUCAUGGUGACCGAGAACGCCACGACGACUCCCACCACCUCCUUAGCUUCCACCGCGUCCUCGUCCUCCUCCAGGACCUGCAGCCGGGUGAUGCUCCACGCUCCCGCCUCGCAGAACGGGAACCUGGCGGGCUGCAAGUCUGCGGAGCCGGCCAAAGCGAAAGGUUGGGGGCGCUUCAAGGAGUCGGUGGUGAAGGCCGAGUCCUGGAGCAGCGUCUCCAAGGCCGAGUCCAUGGAGACGCUUCCCGAUAGAACUAAGUCUCACGACGAGAUGUCCCUCAAGAAGACCGACUCGUGCGACAGCGGCAUCACGAAGAGCGACCUGCGCCUGGACAACGCCGGCGACGCCAGAACGCCGCAGGAGCGAAGUCCGGUCCAGUCCGACGAGAAGAAGGUCUUCUGCCCGAUCCCGGAGCAGAGCCUGCAGGCCUCGUUCCUCGAGCUGAAGCAGGAACUCAGAGGCGACAUCGGGUCUCUGAACAGUCGCAUGGCGGCGCUGGAGACUCAGCUGGCUGAGAUGCUUCAACUUCUCAAAUCCAGGAAGUCGUCGGGAUCGUUCUUCGACAUCUCGCGGCCGCCUUCGCCCGACUCGGAUAAAGACAGCGUCGCUUAAAAC